Messenger RNA from Trematomus bernacchii (emerald rockcod), 2110 nucleotides. Its product is annotated as zinc finger protein 3-like. Bases 56 to 2077 code for a protein of 673 amino acids. Gene Ontology annotation, biological process: regulation of transcription by RNA polymerase II. Lineage: Eukaryota; Metazoa; Chordata; Actinopteri; Perciformes; Nototheniidae. The transcript is spliced from 3 exons. Gene Ontology annotation, molecular function: DNA-binding transcription activator activity, RNA polymerase II-specific; RNA polymerase II cis-regulatory region sequence-specific DNA binding. Gene Ontology annotation, cellular component: nucleus. The record is from RefSeq and is a predicted model, not a curated record.
AGUUGGUUUGGCUUAUUUUGUCUCUUCAUACAUCCAUAUAUUUCACACAGUAGAAAUGGCUGCAGUUGAGAAACUGAGAAGUGUUAUCAACGAGCGACUAGCUGCAGCUGCCGAUGAAAUAUUUGGAGUUUUUGCUCAAGCUUUAUCAGCAUACGAGGAGGAGAUUUGUCGUCAGCGCAGAUUAUUGGAUACCGUCUUGAAGCCUCAGAUAAAGCUGCACAGAACAGAGCUCCCUCAGCAACAUGUCUGUAAUGAGGAUGAGGUUCUCAGUGACCAGCAGCUCUGUAGUCAGGAAAGGAACUCCAGUCUGGACCAAGAGGACCCAGAGCCUCCACAGAUUAAAGAGGAACAGGAGGAACUUUGCACCAGUCAGGAGGAAGAGCAGCUUGAACUAAAGCAGGAGACUGAUGUCUUCAUGGUGACUCUUACUGAUGAGGAAAGUGUGCACAGCGGACGGACCUGUGCAAAAGAGUCUGUAGGCAAGCCCCAGAUAAAGCUGCACAGAACAGAGCUCCCUCAGCAACAUGUCUGUAAUGAGGAGGAGGUUCUCACUGACCAGCAGCUCUGUAGUCAGGAAAGGAACUCCAGUCUGGACCAAGAGGACCCAGAGCCUCCACAGAUUAAAGAGGAACAGGAGGAACUUUGCACCAGUCAGGAGGAAGAGCAGCUUGGACUAAAGCAGGAGACUGAUGUCUUCAUGGUGACUCUUACUGAUGAGGAAAGUGUGCACAGCGGUCAGACUUGUGCAAAAGAGUCUGUAGGCAACAUGCCAGUUAUAAGCGUUGUGGUAUUAGAAGCACAAAGUCAUCUGCAGCUCAUCUCUCACAAUUCUGAUGACUCAGGGUUAACAAGAACUGCAGAUCCAGAAAUAAACAAAAGACAUCACAAGACCAAAAGGAACAAUGUAAACAACGCUAACUUGUCAGACAUGCAACGUAAUACUUGCACAGUGAAAAAUAAUUUAAAAUGUGAAACUUGUGGGAAAGAUUUUAAGUACAUGUCAGUAUUACGAAGACACAUGACCAUCCACACAGAUGAGAAGCCAUAUUCUUGCCAAACAUGUGGAAGAGGUUUCAGAGAAAGUAGUUCCUUGAUGUACCACAUGCGAGUCCACACAGAUGAGAAGAAAUAUACUUGCAAAACAUGCGAAAAAAAAUUCAGAUUUAACAUUGACUUUGAGAGUCACAUGAGAAUCCACACAGGAGACAUGUCCUAUGUUUGCAUGACCUGUGAGAAAAGCUUCAAUGAGAAGUCCAAAUUUAAAAGGCAUAUGAAAGUCCACACAGCUAACUUGUCAGACAUGCAACAUAAUACUUGCACAGUGAAGAAUUUCAAAUGUGAAACUUGUGGGAAAGAUUUUAAGUUCAUGUCAAAAUUGCAAAGACACAUGGCCACCCACACGGAUGUGAAGCCAUAUUCUUGCCAAACAUGUGGAAGAGGUUUCAGAGAAAGUAGCAACUUGAUGCAACACAUGCGAGUCCAUGAAAAGAAAUUCACUUGCAAAACAUGCGGGAACAAAUUCAGAUUCAACAUUGACUUUAAGAAUCACAUGAAAAUCUGCACAGGAGAGAAGAAAUAUGAUUGCAAAACCUGUGGGAAGAAAUUCCAAUUUAACAGUAACUUUAAGAGUCACAUGAGAGUCCACACAGGAGAGAAGCCCUAUGUUUGCAUGACCUGCGAGAAAAGCUUCAAGGAGAUGUCCCAAUUAAAAAGGCAUUUGAAAGUCCACACAGGUGAGAAACCGUAUGUUUGCAUGACCUGCGAGAAAAGUUUCACUCAGAUGUCAAAAUUAAAAAGGCAUAUGAGAGUCCACACAGGUGAGAAACCGUUUGCUUGUAAAGCAUGUGGGAACAAUUUCAGACAUAGCGAUGAAUUAUUGAACCACGACUCCACUACUGCAAUAGCAUCCUCUACUACAGCAUACCAUCCAACCUCCUCAAUAAACUCCAACAUAUCCAGAACUCUGCUGCCCGCCUCCUCACCCACACCUGCUCCCGAGACCACAUCACUUCCGUCCUCCAGAACCUCCACUGGCUCCCCGUCCGUCAAAAAAUCGACUUCAAAGUCCUGCUCAUAACGCACAAAGCCCUCAACAAUCAGCCCCCCCCCC